Messenger RNA from Aureobasidium namibiae CBS 147.97, 984 nucleotides. RefSeq names its product Di-copper centre-containing protein. NCBI's taxonomy places the organism in Eukaryota, Fungi, Ascomycota, Dothideomycetes, Dothideales, Saccotheciaceae. The record is from RefSeq and is a predicted model, not a curated record. The coding region runs from base 1 to 984 and encodes 327 amino acids. The transcript is spliced from 2 exons. Gene Ontology annotation, molecular function: oxidoreductase activity.
AUGAACAUCAGAAAGGAAUUCCGCGACAUGUCCAACAACGACAAGAAGGCCUUUACCGACGCCGCCACAUGCCUCAUGAACACACCCCCCACUCGCAUGCGCAAGGACCAGGCCGCAGACUACCCGGGAGUCAAGUCUCGUCACGACGAAUACGUCGCUACACACAUCAACAUGACUAUGAACAUUCACGCCACAGCCGACUUCCUCGCAUGGCACAGACACUUCAUCAAGCACUACGAGCAAGACCUUCAGAACCUCUGCGGCUACACUGGUACCCUCCCCUACUGGAACUGGGCCAAGGACGCGUCCGCACCUCAAGACUCUCCCCUCUUCACCGGUGACGAAUACAGCAUGGGCUCCAAUGGCAAAUACAUCCCCAACCGCAGCGACACCUACCUCUACACUCAAGGCGUCAACAUGCCUCCUGGCACUGGCGGUGGCUGUGUCGAAUCCGGCCCCUUCUCCAACCUGACUAUCCACCUCGGUCCCCUCGACCUCCCCAAUGCCAACAACGUCAACAGCGAUUACCAAUACAACCCCCGCUGUCUCUCCCGCGAUUUCAACUCCUUCUUCACCUCACAAUACAACACCUUCGCCAACGUCACCGACCUCGUGCUCGAAAGCAUCUACGUGGAGACAUUCCAAGACCGGAUGCAAGGUUACUUCGCCGGUGACGCUUUCGGUGUGCACGGAGGAGGUCACUGGGGCAUGGGAGGCGAUGCCGCAGACUUCCACUCUUCCCCCAACGACCCUCUGUUUUUCUUACAUCACGGCAUGAUUGACAACAUCUGGACUACUUGGCAGAACUUGGACUUCUACCGUCGUCAAUUUAUCAUCAAGGGUACUUCUACGCUUGGGAACAGCCCUCCUAGCGCUGAGAUGACUUUGGAUGAUGUGAUUCCUUUUGGUUUCGUUGCUGAUGACCGUGUCUUCCGCGAGUUGAUGGAUACCUUUGCUGAAGGUUACUGCUACCGUUACGAGUAG